AUGUUUACGAAUAGUGAUAAGUAUAAUGAUUUACCAUCAGAUGAAGAGGAAAUAACACUUAUAAAACAUGUGAAAACCAAUACUUCAAACCUAAAUGUUAAAGUUUUAGGUGUUGUCGUAAAAACUAUUUCCUCAAUUGUUAAACAAGUUGGAAUUUCACUGAUUAACUUCUCUGAAAAUGCCAUUAAAGUUUCAGAAAUUUCCGAUAAUGAAUAUUUCACUAAUCUGGAAUCUUUAAUUUUACAAAUUAAUCCAUCAAACUGUGUACUUGCAAUUCCUAAAGAUUCUCUUGAUUAUAAAAGAAUCAAUCAUGUUAUUUCUGUGUGUAAUCUUAAAACCACCUUCAAAUUCAUUACUAAUAAAGAAAUUGAUACUCUUGAUGGUAUUUAA
Messenger RNA from Theileria annulata, 390 nucleotides. RefSeq lists its product as uncharacterized. The record is from RefSeq and is a predicted model, not a curated record. The transcript has 2 exons. Gene Ontology annotation, biological process: mismatch repair. Gene Ontology annotation, molecular function: ATP binding; mismatched DNA binding. The coding region runs from base 1 to 390 and encodes 129 amino acids. Lineage: Eukaryota; Apicomplexa; Aconoidasida; Piroplasmida; Theileriidae.